Molecule: messenger RNA, 1179 nt
Organism: Necator americanus (New World hookworm)
Lineage: Eukaryota; Metazoa; Nematoda; Chromadorea; Rhabditida; Ancylostomatidae
Exons: 14
Coding region: 1-1179 (392 amino acids)
Source: RefSeq, a predicted model, not a curated record
AUGUCUUUGUACCUGAACAGAAUCAAAAGACAAUGUUGCGCAGCGUGUACAACGGACAACUGUUCUUGUGGUGGAUGUCCAGGUCAACAGAAACAGGUUUUCUGUCCUCAACACUGCCAACCGUUAUGCACGAACUCAUGCGUGAUGAACGUAGUAACCUGUCCGGACCGGUGCCAGCCACAUUGCACAAAUGCAUGCUUAAUGAAUCCACAACCAUCACUACCAUCAAUGCCUCAAUGCUCUGCACAGUGUAUGCCCCGAUGUGAGGCGUCCUGCAUCAGUGCUCCUAUGAUUGCUCAGCCGACAUGUGAGCCUCGCUGCAUGCCAACGUGCUCACCGCAAUGUCUCCAAGUAGUUCGAGUACAAACGAAGUGUGUUCAAGCAUGUAUGCCAAUGUGCCAGCCGUCUUGCGUCCAAGCUAUGGAAAUUCAGCAGGUGACAACAUGCAUGGAACCAUGCAUGCCUUCGUGUGAAACGUCGUGUAUUCAGGCUGUCGCAUGCAGCUCGUGCACGAAUAACUGCCCAUCCGUUUGCGGACAGCCUGUUUGUGCGCAAGCUUGCAUGCCACGUUGUCUCCCGAUGUGUAUUCAGGCCGUCCAGAUGCAACCUCGCCCGCCUCCACCUCCACCUCCAAUGACUCCGUGUACGCCUGGAUGUAUGCCUUCGUGUUCUCCUCUUUGUGUACAACAAACCUGCCCACCACAAUGUCUACCAACAUGCAGUCCUUCAUGCAUGCAGCAGUUCGCCUCGCAACUGUCACCGAUUCGAUCGUGUGCAGCUGAAUGCAUGCCAACCUGUGAGACCACAUGUUUGGCUCAGGUAACAUGCACACCGACAUGCAUGCCGGCAUGUGCGCCGUCAUGCGUCGCUCUGCAACCAGCUCCGCCUCCAGCAGCGCCUUUUCCACCACCUGCGAUCGCUGCGCCCACAUGUGUAGCGCCAUGUAUGCCAUCGUGUAAUCCAACGUGCAUACAGCAAGUACAAACACCACAAAUUGCUGUUCCAUGUGGAAAUCCGUGCACAUGUCAACCCGGCUACGUACAAUGCUCCGAAAAUAUGUGUUGUAUGAAGUACACGAAUAUGGCUGCUAAGUUCCGAAGGCUAAAAGCAGCUUCGAAACAUAACAAUCAUGCCAAGAUUUCGGACUUCCAAGACAGCCCAAACGAUACGAAAUCAUAA